Staurois parvus is the source of this 1897-nucleotide messenger RNA. Lineage: Eukaryota; Metazoa; Chordata; Amphibia; Anura; Ranidae. The record is from the annotation of a GenBank genome assembly.
UGAAGACUCCUGUAUGAUUAUUAUGGCCUUGUUUUGACAGGCAGAGGCAAGAUUGGCAGCAAAGAGAGCAGCGCGGGCUGAAGCAAGAGAAAUUCGAAUGAAAGAGCUAGAGCGACAACAGAAAGAGAUCUACCAGGUUCAGAAGAAAUAUUAUGGUUUGGAUGCCAAGUGGGGUGACAUUGAGCAGUGGAUGGAAGAUAGUGAGCGAUAUUCACACAAACCACGGAGGAAUCUCCAGGCUUCAGAUGACGAUGAUCUCAUGUCUGUGACUAGCAGAAGCAGUCUUAGGACCAAUGGUUACGAGGAUGAAUUAUUUGGACCAUCACAGUAUAGGAAGUCCAGCAGGAGCGCUUAUUACUCUGACCUCAGCCUGGCCAGUGCUCCGCUCUCCUCCAAGCAGCAGCAAUCCGUACACAAUGGAAGUCGGCCUUCACUUCUGAACUGCAAUUCUUUGCCUUCCAGAUCCCAGCGGGGGUCCCUGUAUGAUGAGGGUGUCAGCAGUAGCAGCCGUCGUUCUUCCAGUUCUCGGCCUCCCUCUGAGUACAGCUGUUACCUGGGCUCUGGAUCUCGUGCCUCCUCUCGUGCCAGUUCUGCCCGUGCCAGCCCUGUGUCCUCAGAGCCUCCGGGUCCAUCUGUAUUCCAACGUGGGUCCAACAGCGCCAGUAUUCCUUCACUUAAUCACUUAGACGACGUGGCUGUUCCUGCUGUGGGCAGAGUGGAAGAAAGAUCAGACAAAGACUUUGGAGAAAAGGAGAUCAGUGAGUUGAAGGAGCAAAUUGAGGAUGUAGAAGGCAGAUACAUGCAAGGGCUAAAGGAGAUGAAGGACUCACUGGCAGAAGUGGAGGAGAAGUAUAAAAGGUCUAUGGUAACAAAUGCCCAAUUAGACAAUGAGAAAACAUCUUUACAAUAUCAAGUGGACACGCUGCGGGAAGUUCUCUUAGAGUUCGAGGAGGAACUAGCAGAGUCUCGGCGUCAGUAUGAAGAAAAACAUAAAGAGUGUGAACGGCAGAAACAUGACCAGAAUAUCCUGCGUUUUCAGCUGGCUGAGAUGAAGGAAGCAUUGGAGCAAAGAGAGUCACUCUUAACAGAGAUCCGCCAACUGCAACAAAAACAAGAGAACAGUGACCUCGAGAUCUGUGACCUCAAGGAGACCAUAGAAUGGAAGGAUAAAAAGAUAGGGGCUCUAGAGAGACAAAAAGAGUUUUUUGAGCCAGUUCGCAGUGAACGCGAUGCCCUUAGGGAGGAGGUGACCCAUCUGAGGGACGAGCUAAAGAAACACGGCAUAGCACCGGAUUCUGUGGGCACCCCCAAUGGAGACGCUUCUUUAGAACCUCAUGUAAAUGCCGAUGGCCGACCCGAUCCACCCAUAAGGGCAACAUCAAUGGGCCCCUCAGCGGAAGCAGUGGAGAAAAAAGAAACUAUGUCAGUGGUGGGUGAAAUUCCCCCAUCCAAGACUGAGCAGACCAAUCCACAAGUACUACUGACUGCUCCAUCAGAAUCACCACUAAAUGCAGAGGUUGGAGAUAAAAUGAAAGAGCAAAUCAUGCAAGAAUUUGCUCACGAUUCAAAUGACGAUGUAAAUACUGAUGGUACUCUCAGUAAAACAAAUCUAGAGCACCAGGGAGGUCUGCCACUUGAUUCGGAAUCAAUAAGCAGUGAAUGUGAAAUAAUGGAUGAACAUGCUCCAGAAAAUGUAAACAAUGAGGAUUUAGAGAUAAGUUUUUCUGAGAUGCCUAAAGAGGUAAUGGUGGAGCAGAGGGACACAAGCCCAGAAGAGAAUGAAGUCUUCCAGGAUGCUCUGGAUAAUGUUGUUCAGUCUCCUUUAGUAGCUGGUCAGUUCAUUGGAGAACAUGUAGUUUCUGUAGGUGAUUUUAGGAAUGAUGACAAUAACAUGAAG